CUUGGAUUCUAGGAUGGUGGAUGUGCAAGACAGUGCCGUACAUACAGGGCGUUUCAGUCGCGGCGUCCGUCUACAGUCUGGUCGCGGUAUCACUGGACAGAUUUUUGGCAAUUUGGUGGCCCCUGAAAUGCCAGAUAACAAAAAAGCGCGCCAAAUCCAUCAUAAUGUUCAUCUGGUUCGUGGCCCUGACCACCACCAUCCCAUGGGCGCUCUACUUCGACCUGGUAAUCAUCUUCAGCGACAUGCCCAGCGUACAACUGUGCAUAGAGGUGUGGCCCGAACCUGCCAAUGGCUCCCUCUAUUUCCUCACUGCCAAUCUGCUCUUCUGCUACAUCUUCCCCAUGAUCCUGAUCAGCAUGUGCUAUGUGCUCAUCUUCAUCAAGGUGUGGAAGAGAGACAUCCCGACCGAUACCAAGGAUGCUCAGAUGAAGAAUAUGCAGCAGAAAUCCAAAGUAAAAGUGAUCAAGAUGCUCGUUGCUGUCGUCAUCCUGUUCGUGAUUUCAUGGCUGCCCCUGUACGCCAUCUUUGCCAGGAUCAAAUUGGGAGGCGAAAUAGAGCCAUGGGAAGAUGACAUACUAUCCAUCGCCACACCCGUCGCUCAAUGGCUGGGAGCAUCUAACUCCUGCAUCAACCCAAUUUUGUAUGCCUUCUUCAACAAGAAAUAUAGAAAAGGUUUUGUAGCUAUAAUCAAGAGCAGAAAAUGCUGCGGGAGGCUGAGAUACUACGAAACGGUCGCCAUGAUGUCCUCCUCAACCAGUACACGAAAAUCGUCACAUUUCUACAACAACAACUCCUCAACCAAAAAGAUCCCUCCCGUGCACGACUUCGCAGUCUCCUACAUCUACAACAACACGGGAGUCUAAGUCCAGCCUGGAAACGGCUUUUGGACCCUCACAUGCACUUAGAACACAUUUGUCGUCUAUGCGCUCAACUGUGAGCUCUUUGGUAACGUUCGCCGUCUAGGGGCGGAAGUAAGAGUUCUUUGGCCGACGACGAGCAAAAGAAUAAUUAUGUCAAUGUUUUUAGAGUAAGGAAUCAGUGCUGUACUAAUCUUAUGGAAAAUUGAAUUCAGUAAAACGAUAUGAAUUAGAGAUAUGAUCUAGAGUUAUAAAGGAUAAGUUUUGGUUUUGUUAGUAUUUGCAGCCAACAUUUUUUUCAGUAGAAAAUGUCUAGUAUUCCUGUGUUAUGGCGGAUCAACAGCCCAGGAAUAUUAGUCUUUUUCUGAUAUAAAAUCGGAGCUGACAUUUUUUCAGCAGAAAAAGCCUAAUUUUCCUGUGCUGUUGCUCAUUAACAGCCCAGGAAUACUAUCUUUUUUCACACCCAACAUCUUUUUCAGUAAAAAAAUGCAUAAUUUUCCUGUGUUAUAGCGGAUCAAUAGCCAAGGAAUAUUAGACUUUUUCUGAUUUGAAAUCGCAGCAGAAAAGGCCUAAUUUCUCCGUGCUGUUGCUCGGGAAUAUUAGUUUUUUUCUGAUAUAGGAUCACAGAUAACAUUUUUUUCAGUAAAAAAAUGCUUAAUUUUCCUUUGUUAUAGCGGAUCAAUAGCCCAGGAAUAUUAGAAUUUUUCUGAUAUGAAAUCGCAGCUAGCAUUUUUUCAGUAGAAAAUGCCUAAUUUUAAUAGAAAACUAAUAUUUUUAUACAAAAUCCCAGCUGGUAUUUUUUUAAUAGAAAAGACCUUCAAUGAGAAAGAAUAAGCUAGAAAUAAUAUUUUCAGGCUAAUAUGCGAUGACAAAAAAUGGUACUGACAUUUUGCAUCUAUUCCAAAAUUUUUCGACUUAUUUCGUUUUUACAGAAUACCAAAACAAUGCGUGGGAGCUAAAAUGGCGUUUGAGUCGAUUUUCCAUAAGAUAAAUACACGCUUCCUUAAAACCUAGUUGUGAGGUAUGUAGGUUAAAUGUUAUGUCUCGACAAUAAUAUUGUCAAAAAAAUCACAUGCUAAAUGGAAACCUAAGGCAGAAAAAUGAAUACUUACUCUGUAUGUAAGGAGUUCCCAUUCUUUUUCGUUUUUAUCUUACGGGUAUUUGAGGGUCUUACUGGAGGAUUGGCAAGGCAACAGAAUCUCUCAAAUAUACCCACAAACAAAUAAAAAGAAUGAAUUACUAGAACCGUAUAAAAAUUUUGAACCAAUUGACACUCGCUAUCCCACAAACUCUAAAUAUAUUGAACUCGCCAGAUCUGUCCUCAAGUACGAUUUUUAGUACCUGAGUGUAUUUUCUCUGAUAAUAUUUUUUACUUUUUUUAGAACCUUGAACAAGCUUGUGGUAAAUAUAAGCUUUAACUGUUUGACCACUGUAUUUUGUUCAGCAUCACCUGGAGAGUGUCUUAUAAUAUUCACGAUUACCCUGUGUACUAUAUUUUUCCACUAUUCGGAUCCUCGAUAAAGGCAGACCUCUUUGUAGAUACAAGAAACGAACAGUUAUGACGUCAUCUCAGGGAAAUAUACAGUAUGUCCAAAAUUCACAUCAAACUGAACUCUGCAAUUCAAAAAACACAAUUUUAAUAGUUGUAGCUGGAGGACGUUAUAAGGACAUUAAAUUAACGUGGCAGGCUUCAAGUACGUUAUUAUUACGUCAUGGAAACGUCGAUUUCACGAACGCUGUUCCAGACUUGGUCACUAAUUGGUCACAAAACGUCGCCGACUCAAAAGAAAAUUAUGGCGUACCAGAGCUGUUAGAAGGUAUUAUUAAAUGUAUUGGAAACAAGGCUUACUGUAAAGUUAUAAGUUUACUCUGAGAUGGACGAAUCAGUAACUGUGAGGAGCGUUGCUUGGUUUAGGUGUUCUUAUUUCUAUCACUGUAUUUUGAUAAGUUCGCGCAGAUUCUGCAACGAUUUGGUUUUGCAAUGUGACUAGCUAUUAAGGCACAAGUAAGGUAAGAUGCUACAUUAGGUUAGCAGAAACUUACAAGUUUAAUUUUUUACGUGAACAACAAACGCUUAAAUCUAUAGAUAAUUGCACAUAUCCUAAACUAUCUAACAUUUAAGUUACAGUGAUCUGGGACAUCGCUGAAACAUCUUUAUCAAUGGUUGAAAUAAAAUUCAUGUAAAGUGCUUUUAUGCUAAUCUAAUGUACGGGAAAUAUAAGUAGGUAGAUGGAUAUCGUAGAGAAAUAAUAUUGGUAUAUCCUAGAUAGAAUGUCUUUUAAAGACACACAAAGAUGUAUUGCAGGUGACUUUUAGUUCGAGAUUUAGGUGUAUAGGGAUAGAAACGACAUUAAGGUACGAUUUUACUAUUGAUCCGCAAGAAUCAAAAUUUGCGUCUAUGGAACAAAUUCGACCAAUGAGAAUGCUUUUUUGAAUGGAUAUGGUUGAUUUCUUGCAAAAUGUCUCUCAAACAAAACAAACUUUGUGACCCAGGCACAAAUUUCACCAAUCGAAAAGAAGAAAAGUAGUAACACUUACGAGGUCUGUAAAUUGAGUGAUGCAAUUAUUUUAUUCAAAUUAUUACAAUUUCAUAUUUUCCCCCUCAAAAUAACUUCGUCCUGAAGCUAGUCAGCGCUGGAGACGGUUUUUCCACUCUUCAUAGCAGUGCUGAACUAGCCUUCAGCUGGUCGGUUAAAGCUUUUUGAAUGCUUAAGACUAUCUUAAAAUAAGUUCCCUGGACUUCGGGGCGAGAAAAAAGUCACAGGGACUCAACUCAGGCGAAUUUGGAGGCUGAGGGGCAACAGGAAUGUUUUUACUUUACAAAAAAAAAAAAAUCGCUACCGACAACCAAAUGACUCGACCGAGUUCAAACUUGUACUGAAGGCGGAUCACACGUUCCGGACCCGGUACUUGCACUUAUAGAUGAUUUUUCCUGAAAAUAUCAAUAUUUUCGUAGGUUCUGUAGCUAUAAUCAAGUGCAGAAAAUGCUGUGGGAGGCUGAGAUACUACGAAACGGUCGCCAUGAUGUCCUCCUCAACCAGUACACGAAAAUCGUCACAUUUCUACAACAACAACUCCUCAACCAAAAACUCCCGUGCACGAAUUUGCAGUCUCCUAUACGGGAGUCUAAAUCCAGCCUGGAAAUGGCUUUUGGGCCAUCACGUGCACUUGGAACACAUUUGUCGUCUAUGUGCUAAACUGUGAGCUCUUUGGUAACGUUCGCCGUCUAGAGGCGGAAGUAAGAGUUCUUUGGCCGAAGACGAGCAAAAGAUUAUGUCAAUGUUUUUAGAGAAAGGAGGAAUUCAGUGAAGCGAUAUGAAUUACAGAUACGAUCUAAAGUUAUGAAGGAUAUGUUUUGGUUUCGUUAUUUUUCUGCUUCUUUUACAAAACAAAUCGCUACGGUCAACCAAAUAACUCGAGAGAGUUCAAACUUGUACUGAAGGCGGAUCACAUGUUUCCCUGUCUCCCCUGCGAGCCCGGCACCUUCAAUGUUGCCAGAUCGAACGCAACGUUGCCAGUUUCAUCACUUAAUUUACAGACCUCAUAUUUUCAAUGUGACUAUGAUGCAAACGCUUCUUUUGUCUAUGGGUCUCAAAUUUUGUGCUCAGGUGCAAAUGAUUGGGGAGGCAACCUACACAAAUCGUAUAACUUUUCUCUAAUUUGAGGGAUGUUUUACAAGAAACCGACCAUAUUUAUUAAAAAUACCUUCGUUUUGGUACGAUUCGCAAAUUUUAGUUUCCGCGGCUCCACAGAAAAAUCAAACCUGAAUAUCACUUGUUGUAUGUAAGACACAGUAGAUGAUAAUGAUAUGUCUUAGCAGCAAAUAAAUCGAUACGAUAUGAGGAACAUGUGAAAAUGAAAAUGCAAUAUAAUUUUUUAUAAUGUAUUUACUUUUUGUGCUACCUUGAGGUGGCACGUCUCUUUUUUAGAUUUCUUUUCAACUUCCUGUUUGCAGCAGUAAAUCCUUUUUAUCUGAUAAUUUCACGGUGUGUAUAGAGAUGACUAAAAAACAAUGUCUGUCAAAAAAUGCAUUUUUGUGCGUUCUUUCUUCCAUUAGAACUUGUUAACAAAUAUAAGUACAGCUCUUAAAUUGUGUGUGAAUAUUCGUCUUUUACAGAAGAAUGAAACAAGUGAUUACUUUUGUUCUUAUCACUUUUCCUUUUCGAAAAAUCUUUGCUUUUCUUGAAAACUCAACUGUGAAACGAAGCUUCAAGAAAGUUUUCAUCUGAUAAUUUCAUGGUCUGAAUAGGUAUGACUGUUUUAAUUUUUGUUUGUCAAAAAAUGCAUUCUGUGCAUUUUAUUGUGCAUUCUUUCUGCCAUCGGAACUCGUCAACAAAUAUGAGCACAGCUCUGAAUGUGUGUGUGAAUAUUCCUCUUUCAUGGAAGCAUGAAACAAGUGAUUACUUUUGUUCUUAUCACUUAUACUUUUCGAAAAAUCUUUGAUUGUCUUGAAAAUUCAUUUUGCUGCGAGACGAGGUGUCAAGAAAAUUUUCAUUUGAUAAUUUCAUGCUAGGUUUUCAUUUUUGCUUGUCGAAAAGCGCAUUUUUGUGCAUUUUAUUGUGCAUUCUUUCUUCCAGCGGAACUUGUCAACAGAUAUAAGUACAGCUCUCAAAUUGUGUGUGAAUAUUCCCAUUUUAUGGCAGAAUGAUGCAAGUGAAUAUUUUUGUUCUUAUCACUUUUCCUUUUAAAAUAAUAUCUGGUUUUCUUGAAGUUCCGCCUCACAGCAAGUUGAGUUUCCAAGAAAAGCAAAGAUUUUUCGAAAAGCAUAAGUGGUAAGAACAAAAGUAAUCACUUGUUUAAUUGUUCCAUUGAAGAGGAAUAUUCGCACACAAUUUCAGAGCUGUACACAUAUUUGUUGACAAGUUCCGAUGGAAAAAAUGAUGUUCAAUAAAAUGUACAAAAAUGCAUUAUUUACAAAAAAAAAAUGAAAACGUUGUUUUCUAGUCAUCUCUAUACACAACAUGAAAUUAUCAGAUGAAAAGGAUUUAGAAUACUGCUGCAAACAGGAAGUUGAAAAAAAGAUCUAAAAAAAGAUACCUAGGUUUAAUGUACUUGACCGUUUCUACUGGACUCUUACAGCAACAACAUUGCUAGAUCGCAAAUCGAGUGAGAUAUUUCUUAGGAAACAAACGUCAAUACCGGAUAAAAUUUCCGUUUUUAGUUUUUGACAAAUAGUCGAAAAUAUAAUUGCAAGGGUAACACUGCCAAAUGUUUAAGUUACCUUUGCCGUGUGAAUAGCUGUAAGAGUUCAGAUCACUUGUGAGAAACACGAUAUUUUUGAAAACGAACACGUGCAGAAAAGUAAUUUUUUAGAUAUCGACGUUUAGCUUUAAGGAACAUCGUAGCUAAUAAAAAUUUGGAAAGUGAUAGAAUAGAUUUUGAUAAGGAAUGGUGCUGGUUGUUGGAAAAUUUUCAAUAUGGCUGUAAGAAUCCACUGUUACUUAGCAUCUAUUUUAGUCAUACAAUUUUUGACCGCGUUUAUACUUAAUUUCGAGAAAAAACUUGAGCCAACACUUUUAAACCUUGUCGUGAAAUAGUGAUUUUUUUAGAUUCGUGGGUGCUAAGUGCAGUGAAUUAUUUCUUGAUUGGUACAGUUGUGAUGCUUUUAGAUUAGAAAAAUUUGACUCAGUGUUUUACCAAAUUGCCGAUAGAUAAAUUUGAUUUUACAGAAAAAUCCAGAUUUUAUUGAAAAAUUUGGCAAAUUGCAUUGAGUCAAGUAAAUAUCUCGAAAAGACAUGAGAAUAGGUAUAUUUAAAACUAGAUGUAGCACAGGAUGCAUUUUUGAGACAAAGAUAUCUGUAACCGCUUUCAAAACUUUAACAACUGCGCUUUUUGGGGUGCUAGUAGAUAGUAAUUUUCCUGAGUCUUUAAAAUAGUAUAUCGAAUCUCUUAUAGGUGAAAUAGCAGGAUUAAUUUAUUAAGAAAAUAGAAGAGACACUGUACUGUAAAAGGCAAAGUAUAAACGUGAAUUUCACCUUUAGGCUAAAGUUCAAACGAUCCCUUUAGCUUCUAUACGCAGAUCUGAAGUGAGAGAAAAAGCUACGUUUUGUUGAGGUUGUCGCUGUUCGAUUCAGAAAUCCAGGUUCAGUAACUUGUCCAUUUCGACGGCCUUUGUACGAUAUAAACAAACCUAUGCGUCUCGGGAUGAAAACAUCCAGGAAAACUAUUUUAAUACACACUCUGAGCAGCAAUAGGAUCUUGAAUACACUCACCGUAAACCAGGAUCAAAUUGUCACUGCUGUUAGAAUGUUUUUCAAAUCCAAUUGUAAAUAAACAGAGCUAAUCUUAAUAGCUUGAAUGUCUUAAAGUUCCGGUAUGUAUGUUACUAAAAAAAUUUGCUAUUGUUACAUGAACUAUACGCUAUAUAGGACGCGCUUGGCCGACAUAAAAUUAAAUAACAGUGCUUUAAAAUGAAUUAAGCACGAAAUAUUAUUCGGGAUCUUGCAGGCCUGGGUUUGAAUCUAGACACUUGACAACUUCAAAAAUUAUGAUUCUUAUCCAUUUCUAGACUUUAAAUUUCUUAAAAAAACUCUUUAGAGACGUUUAAGGUUUUUUUUCAGAAUCAUCCAAAAAACCCUAAGCUUCUUUUAAUUUGCUUGAAAAUUGUUUAAUUUGGUGACCUCUUGAUUAACGUUGUAGGGUAACAAACUUGACUAUCAAACGGUUUUGGUUUUCACAUUGACUAAAUUUUGUGAUGCUUCUUCCUGUAAUAUGAGAAAAUCACCAUAUACGUAGAAAUGUUAUAGUCAGGAAACUGUGAUAGAUUACCUUAAUCUACAAAGCACCUCAAAUCAACAUGGGUCACAAAUUAUAGUAUCUCGAAACGAUUGCAAAGAUAACACUUAUUUUUUCACUCGUAGCCAAACUGCUAUAUCCACAGUUUACUAUUAUUACAAUCGAUAUAUUGCGUAGAAACAACGAUGUAACUAUUAUUGUAACGUUUUUAAUACUUAUAAGUAGUGGAUUUUGCCCUAACGUCUUAUAGAAUCGUAUCUUUGGGAAACUUCCAAUGCAUUCGUGUUUCCGUAUAAGGUUUUUGAGAGUAUUUUUGGAUUUGUAUAGGAAGCAUAAGAUGUCUUAGAAAUAUUUGAGAAAGCAAAGGGUGUCUCAUUGAAAUUCAUAAUAAUGAUCUUAAUAUUUCAAGCCAUAUCAUGGUAAUUUUUUGCAACGUACCGUUUUUGUGCAUUUUAUUGAGCAUUCUUUCUUCCAUCGGAACUUGU
Molecule: messenger RNA, 8077 nt
Organism: Acanthoscelides obtectus
Lineage: Eukaryota; Metazoa; Arthropoda; Insecta; Coleoptera; Chrysomelidae
Source: the annotation of a GenBank genome assembly